AUGACCGACACCUUCGUAGCAAACUCCCACAUCCUCCACCGCACAUUCCACACCAGACCCGCCAAAGUAACCAAAGGCCACGGCAUAACCUUCACACUAGAAGACGGCCGACAAAUAAUCGACGCCAGCUGCGGCCCAUCAGUCUCCUGCCUGGGCCACAGACAGCCAGAAAUCACGCGCGCAAUAGCCGCACAUCUGGAACAGGACAUCGCCUACGUCUAUUCCGGCAGCCCAUACACCAACCAAGCCACCGAAGACCUAGCAACGCUCCUGCUAGCCUCCAAGCCGGGCGGUCUAUCCAAAGCAAUCUUCGUCAACUCCGGCAGCGAAGCAACAGACGCCGCGCUGAAACUGGCGGUGCAGUACUGGCACGAGAAGGGCCAGCCGCAGCGGACGCAUUUCAUUGCGAGGAAGCAGAGCUACCAUGGCAAUACGAUUGGCGCGCUGUGCGUUUCGGGACAUGAGUCGAGACGGGAGUUCUAUCGCGAUUUCAUGUCUCCGAAUGUGUCGUUUGUGGAUCCUUGUUAUGCCUAUCGGAUGAAGGGGGAGGGGGAGAGUGAUGAUGGGUUUGUGAAGAGGUUGGCGGGGCAGUUGGAGGAGGAGAUUCUGAGGGUUGGAGCUGAGCAGGUGGCCGGGUUUGUGGCGGAGACGGUUUCGGGGACGACGUUGGGUUGUGUGCCUGCUGUCCCUGGGUACUGGAAGGCUAUUCGGGAGAUCUGUGACCGGCAUGGGGUUUUGUUGAUCUUGGAUGAGAUCAUUUGUGGCAUGGGAAAGACGGGAACUAUGCACGCCUGGGAGCAAGAGGGUAUUCGGGGUCCUGAUAUUCAGACUAUUGGCAAGGCCCUCGGUGCAGGGUUUGUGCCUCUGUCUGGCGUCUUGCUCCACGAGAAGAUAUUCCAGGCUCUCGCGGCUGGUUCGGGGGGAUUAGCUCACGGUCAUACGUUCCAGGCCCAUCCUCUCGCCUGUGCCGCGGCAAUUGCAACGCAAAAGAUUCUCCACCGAGACAAUCUCCUCCAGCAAGUUGUCACUCUGGGAAAGAGACUGGAAGGUUUGCUUCAACGCGAGAUCGGCCCGCUUCCUCUCGUGGGAGAUAUCCGCGGCCGCGGUCUCUUCUGGGCAGUCGAGUUUGUGCUCGACAAGAAGGCCAAGACCGCAUUUCCUCUCGAGGCCAAUUUCUCCAACAAGAUUGUUGCCAAUGCUCUCAAGCGUGGGGUGAAUAUCCUGGGGAAUCUCGGGCAUACUGGUACUUACCAGGUUGAUCAUAUUCUCGUUUGCCCGCCGUACAUCACGACCGAGGAGGAGCUCGAGCAGAUUGUGAGACUUGUAAAGGAUGCUAUUGUUGAAACGAGCCUGGAAUUUAUCUAG
Molecule: messenger RNA, 1365 nt
Organism: Penicillium nucicola
Lineage: Eukaryota; Fungi; Ascomycota; Eurotiomycetes; Eurotiales; Aspergillaceae
Exons: 3
Coding region: 1-1365 (454 amino acids)
Cellular component (GO): cytosol
Molecular function (GO): pyridoxal phosphate binding; transaminase activity
Source: RefSeq, a predicted model, not a curated record